CGUCACCAAGGGUUUUUGUGCCGGCAUAUCCGGGACAAUGGUGGCGCCCAUGAGCUGAAAGCGUUGGAAGCGUCUGGAAAGAUUGAAGUUUCUUCAAGAUGGCAGAAGGUGGACCCGAGAGAAACAGGCAACAUUCAAAUAAUCUGCAGGGUCUGCUGAGACUCGCGGUGGAGGCAGGAUCAGUGGGUGAUGCAGCUCCAGAACUGCAUCCCAUGCCUGAAGAGCGAAGGCAGUGGUUGCAGGAUGCACUAUCGGAUGCAUUUAACGGACAGUUGGAUGAAAUUAAACAGCUCAAAGAUUGUCUCCAAAUCCUGAAUGAAACGUCUGAGGAUGAUGCAAGUGACGAGGAAAGACGAUGGAAUGCACUUGACACCGUGGCAGACUUGUGUGAAAACCUUGACAAUGCGCGAGAUUUCUGUAAGCUGGCCGGCAUGCAGCUGGUGGUGAACAAUUACCUGGAAUGUUCGGAUCCCGAGCUGCGAUGGCGGACAGCGCACCUUAUCGGAACGUGCAGCCAAAAUAACCCCUUUGUGCAGGAGCACGUGCUGAACCUGGACACAAUGCCCAAACUCCUGGAUCUUCUCAACAGUGACAACAAUGACAUGGUUCGAAUCAAGGCUCUCUUUGCUGUCUCAUGUCUGGUGCGUGAGCAGGAGGCUGGUUUGCGGGAGUUUGUUGACCACGACGGUUUCUCGGUGUUGAUGAGAGCCAUGCAGAGCAGCGUCGAGAAGCUCAAGGUGAAGGCGGCGUUCUUGCUGCAGAACAUGCUCAUCAGCAGCCCUGAGCACAAAGACGUACUUUGCUCAAUGGGAAUGGUGCAGCAGCUGGUAUCACUCCUACAGACAGAGCACGACCCCUUUCAUGAGCAUGUUCUGGGUGCACUGUGCAGCCUAGUGACCAAUUUCCCGUUCCUCGUGGAUUUCCAGCAGUGUCAAGAACCGGAGCUGGGUCUGGAGGAUAUUUUAAUCGAGAGAUCACGGAUGCUAAAAGAUCAAGAGGAAUUUCAGGAAGAGUUGGAAUUCUGUGAACAGCUGCUACGUGUUUGCUUCAGCCAACCUGAGGAGAAUGGGAUGGACCGGUGAUGCAAGGAGAUGGCCCGCAGAGGUUGCUUACGCCGCAUUGAUGGAAAGAAUUUACCCAACCUUUCAAAUGGCCUCCUGCAACUGCGAUUUGCAAAGCUUUGGAAGCCUGGUGCAUUUUGAAUCGGCUUAUGUAUUACACUUAUUGGGGGGAGAAAAAGACUGUUGAACAAACAUUUAUUUCAAUCUUUUAAUGUUGAUCCAAAAUGUCCCAACACCCAUCCAGUUACCCGGUCACCCUGUCUGUUCAUACUCUGUGUACAACUUUCUCCAGUCGAUUAUUUUUAAUGACCAGUUAGUGAGGUAAAUACACUCAAUCAUUUGUGCCCAGCACAGUCUACAGUUUGUCACUCGCCGUUCGCCGUCUCUUUCUGUGCACCCGUUGGCUUUUCUGGAUUAAAUCCCAGAUGGGGAAUUGGAGAUUUGUAAUUGGCAAUCUUCUUUAGAAUCCCAGACCCACUAGAUUAAUAUGGAACCCUUUGUGUUCUGGCAGUCUCGACAUCCCCUACACAUCUUCUCCUCAGCCCAGGGGAAUGUACAGUUUAUCUCCAACAGGCUGUGCUGUCUAGGUGCUGAGUCCAUGCUCCUGAACCAAGAUACAAACCUCGGUGAGUAAUCCCAGAUGGUGCCUCAGUUGAAUAAUUACCUGGCUCUUUGAUACUGUAGGACCUUUUGCCAUGAACUGCCCUGAGCUGCUCACAGCAGCAAUUACUCCAAAAAAAAUUAACUUUGGGGGCUGUGGGGGUGGGUGCGGAGAGAUGUGUUUUUAAACUGUUAUCUCGCACAAACGUUUUAAUCUUUAAGAUCUGUAAAUCUGAAAACAAUGUGGAGAGAGAAGAGACCUGAGCAGGGUGUGACAGGGCCGUUCAUUAGAGAGUUUCUUACUGCAAGGUUGGUAACCUGCACUGUUGCUGGAGUGAGCAGAUGGAGUUAACCUCUUGCCUGCAGUCUUUGGGUCAGAUGGAGCUCUGAAGGGCUACAGAGACGAAAGGUAUAGGAACAGGAAGAGGCCACUUGGUCCAUUGAGCCUGUUCAGCCAUUCAUUGAGAUCUUUGGUUACCUAACUCCACGUGUUAGCCUUUUCCACACAUCCUCUAAUAUCUUUGGUAAUUUCCUGAGCUGCUCUUUGUGGGAAUUGCCCAGUGCCCUGUAUGGUGUUGAUAGGUGCACAUAGCAUUUUGAGAGUGGAACCAGUCAUUUGAACAUGGUGGUUAUUGUUCAUAAGAAUCUGAAGAGCACAAUACGCUGAUUGCCCCGUGACUGUAACAGGCUGGUGUCAUUUUGUGAAAUCUUUGAUCCUGCUGCAAAGUGUUAGGUUCCGUUUCUGUGAAAACAUUAAAGUGACAUUUGACCCUGUGCACUCUGUGGGGUCUCCUGCCUUUUGUUGUUUCAGUGCCACCACGCCAUUGAUUUGUUGUGGAUGCAAAAACCCUCAUUACAUUUAGAUAAUACUUUGGUUUGGAUUUAGCUGUGAGCUGCAGGAUUAUGGACCCGGUGCUGGAAAUUGGGAUUAGGCAGGGCGGCACGAUCUCAAUGCACUGAAUGCCCUUCCUCUGUUUCAGAAAUUAUUCCUGUAAACGUUCUGUGUAAAUGCGGGAAAAGGGAGCAGACCAUAAGAUAUAGGAGCAGAAUUAGGCCAUUCAGCCCAUCGAGUCUGUCUGCCACUCAAUCGUGGCUGAUUUUUCUUUUCAACCCCAUUCUCCCACCUCUUCAUAACCCCUUAACCCCCCUUACCAAUCAAGAAUCUAUCAAUCUCUGCCUUAAGUACACCCAAUGACUUGGCCUCCACAGCCGUCUGUGACAACAAAUUCCACAGAUUCACCACCAUCUGGCUGAGGAAAUUCCUUCUCAGUUUUAAAGGGACGUCCCUUUAUUCUGAGGCUGUGCCCUCCGAUCCUAGACUCCACGUCCGCUCUAUCCAGGCCAUGAGAACACGAAGGGUUAGUAUUAAGGGAAAGAGGAAACCUCUGUGUAUCUGGAAGUAGCAGCUAAUGCAAAAGUUGGUAGUGAAGCAAUGCGCAGUGAAAUAAAUCCAAUGCUUUUCUGGUCCA
Molecule: messenger RNA, 3130 nt
Organism: Pristis pectinata (smalltooth sawfish)
Lineage: Eukaryota; Metazoa; Chordata; Chondrichthyes; Rhinopristiformes; Pristidae
Gene: hspbp1
Product: HSPA (heat shock 70kDa) binding protein, cytoplasmic cochaperone 1
Molecular function (GO): protein binding
Source: RefSeq, a predicted model, not a curated record